Molecule: messenger RNA, 1902 nt
Organism: Branchiostoma floridae (Florida lancelet)
Lineage: Eukaryota; Metazoa; Chordata; Leptocardii; Amphioxiformes; Branchiostomatidae
Product: zinc finger protein OZF-like
Exons: 1
Coding region: 50-1363 (437 amino acids)
Source: RefSeq, a predicted model, not a curated record
UCGUACUCGUUAACACAGGAGUGUACCCCAUCGGUUCAGUCGACUGGCCAUGCAGCAUCGAGGGGAGGAUACCUACAGGUGGGAGGCGUGCGGCAGGCAGUCUGGUCAGUUGAAGACACAGUUGCAGACUGGUGAGUGGUGUGAGGAAUAUCCCGGGCAAUUCAGUCAUCUGCAUUAUCUGAACACUAGCAUGACAACCCACACUGGAGACAAACCCUACAUCUGUGAGGCGUACAGCGGACAGUCUAGUCAGCUGGGGCAUCUGAAGAGACAGUUGCAGACUGGUGAGUGGUGUGAGGAAUAUCCUGGGCAAUUCAGUCAUCUCCAUUAUCUGAACACUCACAUCAUGCCGAUCCACAAUGGAGACAAACCCUAUAUUUGUGAGGCGUACAGAGGGGAAUUUAGUCAGCUGGAGCAUCUGAAGAGACAGUUGCAGACUGGUGAGUGGUGCGAGGAAUAUCCUGGGCAAUUCAGUCAUCUGCAUUAUCUGAACACUGAAAUGCCGACCCACACUGGAGACAAACCCUUCAGGAGUGAGGCGUGUUGCAAGCAAUCCAGUAGGCUGGCUCAUCAGAAGACUCCCAUCCGGACUGGAGAGAAACCCUACAGGUGUGAGGUGUGCAGCAUGCAGUUCAGUCGGCUGAGUUAUCGGAAGAGACACAUGCUGACUCACACCGGGGAGAAGCCUCACAGGUGUGAGGCAUGCGGCCAUCAAUUCAGUCGGAUGCGUGAUCUUAAGACUCACAUGCGCACUCACACUGUUGAGAAACCCUACGGAUGUGGGGCAUGUGGCAAGCAGUUCACAAGGCUGAAUGGUCUUACGACUCACAUGAGAACACACACAGGGGAGAAACCCUUCGGAUGUGAGGAGUGUAGCAGGCAGUUCAGACAGCUGAGUCAUCUAAAGACUCACAUACGAACACACACAGAGGAGAAACCCUACGGAUGUGGGGCAUGUGGCAGGCAGUUCACAAGGAUGAAUAGUCUGAAGUCUCACAUGCGAACACACACAGGGGAGAAACCCUACACGUGUGAGGAAUGCAGCAGACCGUUCGGUGAACUGGGUCAUCUAAAGACUCACAUGCUAACACAUACAGGGGAGAAACCCUACGGAUGUGGUUCAUGUGGUCGGCAGUUCACAAGGCUGUAUGAUCUUAAGACUCACAUGCGAACUCACACCGGGGAGAAGCCCUACAAGUGUGAGGCAUGCGGCCAUCAAUUCAGUAGCAUGCGUGAUCUAAAGAGACACAUGCGCACUCACACUGGUGAAAAACCCUACGGAUGUGGUGCAUGUGGCAGGCAGUUCACAAGGCUGUAUCGUCUUAAGACUCAUAUGCGAACACACACAGGGGAGAAACUCUGAGCGGUUCAGCGAUGGUCGGUCUGCAGAGAAACGAUUUCGAUCACGUUGUUUAAUUUGCAUAUUUGCUAAAUAGCUUUUUUUCAUUACGAGUUGAAACUAGAGGAAAGCAUUACAUUUACUUUGUAAAGACCGAAAGCCAUUCCACUGUCAGGACCCAUGUUUUUUCUUAGUAAGAGAGGGAAAGUCGUCGUGUUAAGUUUGUUGUCAUUGUUGGUCCAAUAACAAGGAAUAGAUAAGCUUGUUGUUUGAUAGGAAAUAGUCAUAGGGAUACGUUGGAUGGCGUUGUUCGUUCAACGAUAGGAAUGUCAUGAACUUUACAAACGUUUUUCGUCACUGUUUGCUCAACGAUAGGACACAUUAUACAUAUAGAUAACCUUGUUGUCGUUGUUGGCUUAACCGUUACGGUAAGAAAACCGUUGGGAUAUUGUCUGUGAAUUGUCAUAAGGAUAUUUCAGCUAGUUGGUUUAACAAGAGUUAAGUCUUCGGGACAACAUUGUUGGUUCACCGUUAGAAAUAAACCAAGUUGCAUCUGCUUUGAA